Molecule: messenger RNA, 414 nt
Organism: Hyaloscypha bicolor E
Lineage: Eukaryota; Fungi; Ascomycota; Leotiomycetes; Helotiales; Hyaloscyphaceae
Exons: 1
Coding region: 91-330 (79 amino acids)
Source: RefSeq, a predicted model, not a curated record
UGUGUCACUCUGGGGCAGCAGUAGUAGCAGCAGCAGCAGCAGCCAGCGGGACUGAGUCGCAGCUCGGUUCUGCAACUAGUACGGCACCGUAUGUCCAAACGGACGUACAGUAGCAGCUCUUGCUCAAAUCCCCGCCCAAUCUAUUUUGUUCUUUCUUUUAUUUUCUCAUUCCUGACUUCGCUUUCAUCAGCAUCAUCAGCAUCAUUCACUUUCCGCUUUUCCUUUUCUUGCCUUGCCUCUGAUGCUGAGCCCCGCCUCGAGCUACAGUACUUGAGGCCGCAACCUCCACAAUCUUUUUAUUUCAAAUACACGCCCAUCCCACGCUUCUAGACUUUUUUAGGAGCUCGAACUUGUACACUGGCAGAUCUUGCCGGUCGUGCGAACAUCGUGGAUGACGCCGCCGCUUUCCAGGGC